This is a messenger RNA of Pomacea canaliculata, 3343 nucleotides long. RefSeq lists its product as uncharacterized. The transcript has 13 exons. The record is from RefSeq and is a predicted model, not a curated record. Lineage: Eukaryota; Metazoa; Mollusca; Gastropoda; Architaenioglossa; Ampullariidae. The coding region runs from base 160 to 3039 and encodes 959 amino acids.
UCACGUACAAUGUCGAGUCAACAAGAGAUUGAGUGUCCCGCUAGCAGCUACGUCACGUAGAGUUGUUGUUGUUGAUGUUUGUCACAAAUGUUUCGCUGGUCAUCACCUUGAAGUUAUUUGAUGUGAAGCUGCCAGCAGCAUCGUUUAAAGACAGACAGGAUGUUUGCUGGAAGAAUGGACGAAGGUUCCCAUUUGCAACUCUCUUCAUCUCCGAUACUUUAUGUCUUAUGGCUGUUUCUUUGUCUGCCGACAGUCCCAGCACAAGACGGCAAAGUCACGUGCUCUGUGCCGCCAGUGGAAGAGUUUCAUGACACAGUACUGACAUGUCACUUCCCCGAGGACCUGAGUGUUUCCAAUAAAGACUUUACGGUAAACCACUACAGAAGCAAUGACAAUCCCAAUCCAGAAGCUGUAUUAGACUGUUGGUGGAUCAAGGGUGUUGUUGACUGCUACACACACCCAGACUUUUUGUACAACAACAUCGUCAGCCGGACACUGAGUAUUACAGUUCGUCAUGUGACGACUAAUCACACCGGCAGCUACGCCUGUCAGAUCGCCAACUACGACCCCAGGUUCUUGGAAAAGUGCGAGUUGACCGUAAAACCUGCCACGGAAACCACAUGUGAAGUGAGAAAAGAGAAAUAUGAACCACACGCGACUCUAACUUGCCACUUCACAGAAGACAUUGUAAGAAGACAACUGAACUUUUCUGUGUACAAGCACACUGAUCUUCACCAGAAAGAAGUAAUAAAAUGUUGGUGGAAGGACGGUCAAACACGCUGUGAGGCUGCCAGUGGCUACGUGUACAUCUCUACAGUAUCAUCUGAUUUUACAAUCUUGAUACCAAAUGUGACAACAGAAACAGCAGGAAAUUAUUCCUGUUCGCAUUCAGAUUACCGCGCUCUUCCAAAAAAACCUUGCGUUCUUGAUGAACAUAACUAUGAACAUUCUAAAGAAGAAAUUAGCAGCCAUUUGAUGAUCAUACUGAUAUCGUCGUUGCUGAGUGCAGCUGUUGUAAUAUCUGCCUUUGUCAUUUUAUUACUGAGAUUUAGACGGAAGCUAUCAUCAGUCUUCUACCAGCGAAGACGACGCCAAAGACCUCAAGAUGAACACAAGUCAGAGACUGAGAUAAUGUUGGAGAAACAAGAAGUGAAAACUCAGAAGUUCCAGGAAUACCUGGACGAAAAAGUGAAAGAAAUGUAUCCAGACAUACUCAGCUCCUGCUAUUUUGUUCCUCCAAUCUAUUUCAACAAAUGUCGAUACAAGAAAGAGACUGUCACAUCCAAAUCGAUUCUUCUUUAUGAAUCUUGUGACCCGAGUGAUGUACAGUACGACCAAACCAUGCAACACCUGCUGCACUGCUUACGUCACGUGGGGGAACAAAGACGAGAACCAAUGUUUGUCCUGACACAGUUCCGGUAUAAAGACUAUUUAAACACUGUAACUAAAACCCAUGCACGACAUUCUGUUCGCCGUGUUAAGAAAGAAGAUGAAAACCUCAAAUGUUUCGACCUCUUGAUCAUUCACAAAAUGUUCGGGUUUACAGCUGUAGUGGUGAAAACUGUCAGUGGCAGCCCAGGAAAGAAACAACGUGAUCAACAAACAACUGACGAAACAUUAACGGCACAAUUCAAAGAAGCCAUAUCGCAGCUUGAAAAAGCAAGAAACAUGGUAAAUUACUUGAUGUCAGAUGAACCAAAGUGCCCCGAAGUUCGAUUAGUGUUGAUCUUUCCACACCUAUCGUCUUCGUCCCUUGUACCUGAUGUGACUUCUCAAGCUGACACAGUUCAACUGAUGUGUGCUGACGACCUGCCGGAUUCUAAAUCAACCUUCGAUGUCCGCACUGAACAAAAGCUUGGCCGGUGGUUUGACCGACUGAUGGAGAGAACUCGUGAGGAUACAAUGAUGAGUGAUGAGCUGUAUAUGAAAGCUAUUUCAAGGUUUUGUGGGCCGGCGACUCAAUCAAAUUUGGAAAGUCAAGAUGACCUCCUGCUACCCAAGACUCUGGCAGAAGGAGUUUUAAUUACAGGAAAAUUAUAUGAGCGCCAUAUUCUACAUCCUUACAUGUUCGACUUACUAGAAGAAGAAAGAUUAAUACUUGCUGGUCCACCAAACACCGGCAAAACACGGAUGUUGAUGCUGGCUGCUGAACUAUGGCAGGAAAGCGAUCUCCACGUUAUUUCUGGCAAAAGAACACAAAACAUCUUCGUAAGAAAACAACUCCCUAAACAUCACAUGGAAUGCGAUUUUAAUAAUAAAACAGAGGUAGAGGAAACUGUGAAGAUGCUAUGUGACAAGAAAGACCACAAUACUCUCUGUGUUCUUGCUUGUAAUGUCAGUGGACAACAUUUCCAACAGUUCUGCACUCUUUUAAAACAAAAACAUCCUGACAUCUGUAUGUGGGCCACUGCACGCACCAUGAAGGACAAACAGGUACCAACGGGAUGGAGACUAGUGACCCUCACACACGCCCUCACCUGUCCGCCUGCAGUCGUCAGAGCAGCUGUAGGAGCCGGCUACACCAUACCUGGUGCUGACAACAAAUCACUUGACUACCUCCCUCCUACUGAUGGACCUCCGGUGAAAUACAUUUAUCACAAGAGGGAUCAAGGCAACGUGUCCCACGACUGUACACAAUGUGGCGAAAAUGUUGCUGAGUUUCUCAAACUUCUCAUCACUCCGUGCGGCAGCAGAGCUGGCACGUCACCGGAAGGAGUCAGCACUUCAAGAUUACAAGACAAGGAUGUGUUGGUUUUGUUUGAAUGUUACCUGGAGCAAGGAGCGAGCUUUCUAACUGGACUACUCAAUGCCGGUAUCACAGUACACACUCUUACGGACAAAGAAGACAUGAACGAUUUUACAGAAGACAAUGAAUCUGCAUUGGCAAUGCACAUCGAGCAGCUGGAGGGAUACAGUAUGCGAAGACAAAUCGUGGUGUACGUGGAAAGCAAAUCAUGGAAUGGAGACCGAUACACAAAAUGGCGGGGUAUAACCAGCUGCACUUCACAGCUGAUUGUCGUGUCUAAGAACUUUAGAUAAAUACAUCUAUUUCCCUUCUGCCACCUUUGUAUGUCUGUUUAUCUGUCAGAAAACCGUACAUAAUAUGCAAGUUUAUAAAGGAAUCGCAAUGUAUCUUGAAGCAUGAUAAUUGCAUAAAGUUUGAGAGUACAUAUAAAACAGUAUACUUAUUUGCAACCAUUAACAGCUGAGACUUACCACAGUAAUAGUAGUUUUGUUAUUUAAUAUUCUUAAAAUAUUAUUGUAAACAAGCAUUUAUUUUUAUUUUUAAUUUUACAAAAUUACCGAUCGUAAACAAAAGAGUCAAUAAAGGCUUUUUAACAUC